This is a messenger RNA of Acanthisitta chloris (rifleman), 288 nucleotides long. RefSeq names its product C-C motif chemokine 3-like. Gene Ontology annotation, molecular function: CCR chemokine receptor binding; chemokine activity. Gene Ontology annotation, biological process: positive regulation of GTPase activity; positive regulation of ERK1 and ERK2 cascade; lymphocyte chemotaxis. The transcript has 3 exons. The record is from RefSeq and is a predicted model, not a curated record. Lineage: Eukaryota; Metazoa; Chordata; Aves; Passeriformes; Acanthisittidae. Gene Ontology annotation, cellular component: extracellular region. Bases 1 to 288 code for a protein of 95 amino acids.
AUGAAGACCUUCACAGCAGCCCUUGCUGUGCUCUUUGUGGCUGUUCUCUGCUACCAGGUCUCCUCUUCUCCAUUUUCUGUCAACAUUCCUGGUCACUGCUGUGUCCAGUUCAUCACCACACCAUUGCCCAAGAGCCGUGUGGCAGUGUAUGAGCACACAAGCCACCUCUGCAGCCAGCCAGCUGUGAUAUUUACCACCGUGAAGGGCAGACUGGUCUGUGGCAGACGUGAUGACAAGUGGGUCCAGGACAUCUUGAGUGACUUGGAGGAUAAGACUAUCAGUGGAUGA